Lampris incognitus (smalleye Pacific opah) is the source of this 2292-nucleotide messenger RNA. Its product is annotated as obg-like ATPase 1. Gene Ontology annotation, cellular component: cytoplasm. The transcript is spliced from 11 exons. The record is from RefSeq and is a predicted model, not a curated record. Lineage: Eukaryota; Metazoa; Chordata; Actinopteri; Lampriformes; Lampridae. The coding region runs from base 90 to 1277 and encodes 395 amino acids. Gene Ontology annotation, molecular function: GTP binding; ATP hydrolysis activity; ATP binding.
UUUCUCUCUGCCUUGCCGUUCAAGGAGUGUAUACCACGUAGAUAACAGACUAUUGACGGUUGUAAGGUUUUCACUGGCAACUCUUGCAGAUGCCUCCAAAGAAAGGAGAAGCCCCCAAACAGCCUCCACUAAUUGGACGCUUUGGAACCUCUCUGAAAAUAGGAAUUGUGGGAUUACCUAAUGUUGGGAAGUCUACAUUCUUCAAUGUGCUUACGAAAAGCCAAGCUGCUGCAGAAAAUUUCCCAUUCUGCACAAUUGACCCAAAUGAGAGCAGGGUGCCAAUUCCUGAUGAACGCUAUGAUUAUCUUUGUCAGUUCCACAAACCAGCCAGCAAAGUGCCUGCAUUUUUAAAUGUAGUGGACAUUGCUGGCCUGGUCAAGGGAGCUCAUGCAGGGCAGGGACUCGGAAACGCCUUCCUCUCUCACAUUAGUGCGUGCGACAGCAUUUUCCACAUGACCCGUGCAUUUGAUGAUGAAGAUAUUAUCCAUGUGGAGGGUAAUGUGGACCCAGUGAGGGACAUAGAGAUCAUCCAUGAGGAGCUGAGACUGAAGGAUGAAGAGAUGAUUGAUCCCAUUGUUGACAAACUUGAGAAGACUGCUGUCAGGGGAGGUGACAAGAAAUUGAAACCUGAAUAUGAUAUCAUGAUUAAGAUAAAAAACUGGGUGGUCGAGGAGAAGAAACACAUCAGAUUUUACCAUGACUGGAAUGACAAAGAGAUUGAGGUACUGAACAAAUACCUGUUUUUGACAUCCAAGCCCAUGAUCUACCUGGUGAAUCUGUCAGAGAAAGACUACAUCAGAAAAAAGAACAAGUGGCUGGCAAAGAUCAAGGAGUGGGUAGAUGCCCAUGACCCGGGUGCGCUGGUUAUUCCCCUGAGUGGAGCUGUGGAGUUUAAACUGCAGGACAUGUCUGAGGAGGAGAGAUCUAAGUACUGUGAGGAGCAGAAAACACAGAGUUCGAUGACUAAAAUCAUAAAGGCAGGUUAUGCUGCACUACAGUUGGAGUACUUCUUUACAGCGGGACCUGAUGAGGUGCGAGCAUGGACCAUCAGAAAAGGCAGCAAGGCUCCCCAAGCUGCAGGAAAGAUCCAUACUGACUUCGAAAAAGGCUUCAUCAUGGCAGAGGUGAUGAAGUUUGCCGACUUCAAAGAAGAGGGCAAUGAGAAUGCAGUCAAGGCUGCUGGCAAAUACAGGCAACAGGGCAGGAAUUAUGUUGUGGAGGAUGGAGACAUUAUCUUUUUCAAAUUCAACACACCCAAUGCGCCAAAGAAGAAAUAGAGACCAGCCAAUUAAAACUGGGAUGUUGGAAUAGUCUAGUUCUGCUCCUGAGUGCUACAGUAUCAGCUGGUUUUCAUACUUUUUAAUUUAAGGGAUCAGUUCACUCCCUGGUUUUUCAUAAGUGUUUGCUUGCCCAGUCUCAGUGCUGGACCAGGGGUUUGGUUGAAAUAUUCAAGGAAUUGCAGAUGAGCGAUAUCAGAGGACACAUUCUAUUAGAGUUCAUGAUACAUUCCAACCUGUAAGAAUUUGUGCAUUUUAUUGAUGAGACAGAACCCAACUUUUUAAUGUAAAUAGACAGUGAAAACCAUCACAUAAUGUAACACCCAAGGAGAAGACUAUGCUAAGCACCGAGAUGGAAGGGAUGUUAGUUUUGUCAAAGCAAAGCAGGCAUAUGUGAGAGACCCUGAUCAGAAAGUUGAACACAAAAUUUUGGUUUACGUGCAGCUUUGACUGAUGGAGCUCGGGAGAUACACUUUCCUUCACCUUUGAACCUUAUCAUGUCACUUCUGUCAUGCCACAACUGUCAGUUGGAGGAUUUAUGGGCCUAAAAAAUCAUAUGGUAAAGACUACAUAGCUUGAAACGUUAUCUUUUCCUUUCUCCAUCUCUCCCCACUGCCUCCUUGGUUUGAUUGUCUCUUUAAAAGAGAGAACUUAGUGACCUUUGGAAGUACCAAACAUUUUGCCAAAUGGUGGAAAUAUAUGUAUAUAUAUUUCAAAGUUCAGCUUGUUAUGUACUACUUCAAACUUAGAACUUAAACUUUGAACUUAAAUGCAACAGUGUACGAGUAGGUUUCCCUUUUGAGAGUACAAGAGGAAAGCCUUUGGGGUGUUUCAGUGAGCCAGGAUCUAACAGUCAUACCUAUGGAAAUGCAUGUACUGCAACGUCACCAGUGUGUCCACAUUCAAUAAAACAGGAAACGGACCUUAAUGCUUUUUUUUCUUCAUUAUUUCCAAAUAUAUUAUUUUCUUGCUGUCAGUUUUCAGAAAAUAUACAUUAAGCCAAUGAAUAAAUCAU